AUGAAAUCUCGAGAGGCACUACUAAACUUGGCAACUUUGGAUAUCAUUAUUCCAAAUGGAAUUCUAAAUUUUACUGAAGAAAAUAUCGAUAAUAUAUUAAACAAAAAGUCUAGAGCUAUAACAUUUUAUGAUGAACUCCUCCGUUUUUAUCUAUCGAUCAGUCUUUCUCAUGAUUCUGGUAUAUCUGAUCUAUUUACAGCAAAAGCAUUUUUUCAACAAUUAGAAAUAAAUGUUGAGGCAUCUAUGGUUGAUGCGAGCAAUUUAUCUGUACCUGCUCCUGCUGCUCAAUCUAUAUACCGUAAUCCUCCGGGAAAAUCGCGAUCUAGUUCUGCUACUACUUCUCCCUCAAUACCUGGAACUCCUAUAUGUUCUUCCGUUUAUAAGAAUUUAAACAAACCAUCUGAAGGAACUAUCAUCUAUUCAAAUACUUAUAACUUGAGUCUCGAUGAUCGAAAUAUGGUGGUUACAAAGCGUAAAGGUUGUUGGAUUUGUGUUAUUCCUUUAACUGCUCCUAUAGUCUUUGCUCAAACACGCGCUCACAGUCCGGCAUUAUCACUAAAUGUAUCAACUUCACUGUUACCUUUGAUCGACGAAGUUUCAAAACAAGUAAUAAUAUCUCCUCGAUCGGAAUUGUAUGCUGCGCAUCAUUUCGGCAAGACGAAUUUAUUAGCUGGUCUAAAUGAUGAUCCUGCAUUUGAAAAUUCUCCUGUAAUAUGUAAAAUACAAUCUGCGAAUUUACCAGGAAUAUACAAUGAACCAAAACGAAGUAUAUACCCGGCUGUACAACCCGUGAAACGUAAUUGUCGAAAAAUGUUGAAUGUUAAAACCGCGUUAAACGUACAAUUACGAACAACUAACGUGUCACCAUCGGAAAAUACCAUAUUGGUUUCCGUUGUAUUGGCAAAUAAUAAUGUCGAAAAAACUGGUUCGUUUAUUGUGGAUUCGAUAAAAAUGAAUAUUCCUCAUGGCUUCGUAACAAAAUACGAAUGGACGCAUAAAAAUGAGGCUAAUGAAUUCCCGAUGACAUUACAUCCAGUUGAUCAGGCCACAUUUCUUUACUACGUCACAAUACUCGAAAAACCUCCCUUACCUAAACCUGAUCCACCACAGCAUUGUCCUACUCCAAGUCCAAAUUCUUGCGUAUCGUCUCGUCGAAAUUCCGUUGCGUCCAUUUUUUCAAACACCUCAUUCGAACCGCCACUUCCUUCCGAUGAAGAUCAACAACGUCCUCUUUCCGUAAUAAUAAAAGGCUCUCCCAUAUUCGAGGGUGAGAAAUUACCAUGUAUAGAAUCUGAAUGGAACUGCUUACUAGAUUUAUCUAGUUUAUUAAACCAUGUUGAUUCAUUAUCUCCUAAUAAAUUAAAUCGAUCAAAUCAACGAACAUUAUCAUUAACUUCGAAAUUUAGAAGUCCUUCAUCUGCUUCUUCUUUAUCUUCAAGAAGUUCUUUGUAUUUGCCAACGGGCAUUAAUACUCCUACCGUUACAAGGAGUUUCUAUUCAGCUAUGAUGAAUGGUUAUAUAAAUAAACAAAUAAGUAUUAUACAAGAUAAUGAUUCCUUAUACAGUAUUAAUGGUAUACUUUCGGGUGGAAGAACUCCAAUGUUACAGAAUUCUACUGCUUCAAAUAUUGAAAAUAGUGUCGUUAUGUCUUUUUUUGUAAAUACAAACAUAGUCGUUGGUCAGGUCUUUACAAUACAAGUUCAUGUUGUAAACAAGUCAUCCCAUGUUCAAAACUUGGCAAUAAUGGUUCCUAAUAAAAAGAGACCUAAUGAAUCUCAGAUAGAACCUUUUAUGGAAGAAACAGAAUUCCUAAAAAAAUACUUUGAUGUUGAAACACCUGAAGCAGAUAUAGUUUGUCUAGAAAAUAAUGUUCGAGUAGGUCCUUUAAAUCCUUCGUCCUCAGAAUAUGUAACAUUACAUUUUAUAGCAGUAAAAGAAUCUCUAAAUGUAAUAGAACUGAUACAAGUGGUAAAUACUGAUACAGGGUUCAUAACUAAUCUAAGAAACGUUUUGGAAAUACUAGUUUCAAAAUCUUUACCACCUAAAAACGAUAAUAAAUUUUCCGAUGUGAUAAUGAAGAAACAAGUAAUAAUUGCUGAGUAG
Molecule: messenger RNA, 2103 nt
Organism: Cetraspora pellucida
Lineage: Eukaryota; Fungi; Glomeromycota; Glomeromycetes; Diversisporales; Gigasporaceae
Source: the annotation of a GenBank genome assembly